CACAUUCAUUCAUUUGCUUUGUGCGUCUCACGUGGGUUUUGUUAUUAUUUAAAAAUUCGUAGUUUGUUCUAAAAUAACCUUAUUAUAAUGAGUGAAGAAUUGAAACUUGAGUCCCUGGCUGUACAGCUUUUUGAAAUAAAUGCCGUGAAGUUUGGCGAAUACAAAUCUAAAACUGGAUUAACUACACCGGUUUACUUUGAUUUAAGGGUUAUAGUUAGUUAUCCUGAUGUGAUGCAAAUAAUAUCUCGCCUAAUAAGAGAUCAUGCCCUAGAAGGCAGUAAAUGUGAUCAUUUGUGUGGUGUACCUUACACAGCUUUGCCGAUAGCCACAUUGCUGAGUGUAGAGGCCAAGAUACCUAUGCUGAUGAGGCGUAAGGAGGCCAAAGCUUAUGGUACAAAGAAAAUGAUUGAAGGUCAUUACAAAGCGGGCCAGAAGUGCCUCAUUAUUGAAGAUGUAGUGACAUCAGGCUCCAGCGUGCUGGAAACUGUAAAAGACCUUCGUAGAGAAGGCUUGGUAGCCCAAGAAGCUAUUAUCAUCCUGGACCGAGAACAAGGUGGACGGGAGAACCUUGCUGCAAAUGAUGUAUCUGUAAAAUCAUUAUUCACGAUGACAAAUUUAAUUAAUAUAUUGCUGAAGAAUAAAAAGAUUGACAACAAUAUGGCUCUUAAGGUUCUAGAUUAUCUUCGAAAUACAAAAGCACCAACUUCAGAGAAACCUGAAGACCGCACACAACUCACAUUUGAGAAAAGGGCAGAAUUAGCAACCAAUGAAAUUGCUAAGCAGCUGUUUGAUGUUAUGGCAACAAAGAAAACCAAUCUUUGUGUGUCUGUUGACUUAACUACAACCACAUGUAUAUUGGAUUUGUUGGAAAAAGUUGGUGAACAUGUGUGCUUAGUGAAGACACAUGCUGAUAUUAUUGAAGACUUCAGUACGGACUUCAUAACCAGGCUUAAAAGUUUGGCAAAAAGAUUCAACUUUCUUAUAUUGGAAGAUAGAAAGUACGCAGAUAUUGGAAAUACUGUAUCUUUGCAGUAUGCAAAAGGAUUGCACAAAGUUUCAGAGUGGGCUGAUUGUGUAACCGCACAUUCUUUGCCUGGAGAGGGAAUUCUUAAAGCCAUCAAUGGGGCAACCAACGGUGUCAGAAAAGGAGUAUUUUUAUUGGCAGAGAUGAGUAGUGAGGGAAAUCUUAUCACACCAGAGUACACAGAUAAAACAGUCAGUAUGGCUUCAAAUUUUCCAAGUUUGAUUUGUGGAUUUGUGUCUCAGAACAAAAACACUUUCAAUCAACCAGGUCUAAUACAAUUGACUCCAGGAGUGCAGCUGGAAAGCACCAAAGACGAUCUGGGCCAGGUGUACAACACUCCAGAGAAGGUUAUGCUGGAGAAAGGCGCAGACGUCGUGGUUGUGGGCCGAGGCAUUCUGUCUGCAAAGAACCCCGCUGCUGAGGCACUGGUCUAUAAAGAGGCUCUAUGGAAGAACUACCUCAAGAGAGUGUCUGGAAAAAUGGAAUUAUGAAAAGAGUAUAACAUUUUAAACUUUCGCGUUCCAUUUCAACUAAAAUAGUAAGACAGGGGUCUUAACGCGACGUUUAUUAAUGAGUUACAUUAUGUACUCACGGCUUGACGUUUCGGCUGCGAUGUUGUGCCGUGGUCACAAGCAGACUGGCCCACACUGAAUACCUCGGCCCCUCAGAUCAUAGAAGGGAUCUUUUUAUGAUCUGAGCUCGGCCCACAACCACGACGUCUGCGCCUUUCUCCAGCAUUACUCUUUCACGCAAAAACUACCGAACGGAUUUCGAUUAAACUUUACAAUAUUAUUGUUUAUAACCCAGAAUAACAUAUAGGCUAUAAUUUAUAACGAUAUGUGACAAACCAAAUUUCAAUAAAUAAAUAAGUCGUGAGAAAUAUUUACAAAAAAGCGCCAUUUAUAAACAUUGCUUUUGACGUUCGUAAAUAUUCAUGCGGCGAUGAAGCCGUGCAACGCCAUCUACACUCGCGAGCAAAAGUAUGGAAUCACUUACAUGAAGUUGUUUCCACGCGAUCUUGUGUACUAACGAAUUUGUUAGGAACAAAAAAAGUGACUCCAUUUUAAAGAUUAAACUUUUAAUUUUAAAUUGAUACCAAAUUCAUUUAAAUCACACCAGUAUUUAAAAAGAUAUCCCGGCUGAUGUGAAGAAGUAACGAAAAAUACAUGUAUGAACUGUUUGAUACGUCGCGAGUUUCGGCCUAUUUACCCCCUAUAAAAGCACGCGUUUUCGGAUUUUUGCUUUCACACGUUGAUUCAUACACAUCUCCGCUUCUUUUGACACUUUACCUGGGAUUCUACAACUUCAGAAGCAGCAC
Messenger RNA from Ostrinia nubilalis (European corn borer), 2342 nucleotides. RefSeq names its product uridine 5'-monophosphate synthase-like. The transcript is spliced from 5 exons. Gene Ontology annotation, molecular function: orotidine-5'-phosphate decarboxylase activity; orotate phosphoribosyltransferase activity. The record is from RefSeq and is a predicted model, not a curated record. Gene Ontology annotation, biological process: 'de novo' UMP biosynthetic process; 'de novo' pyrimidine nucleobase biosynthetic process. Bases 88 to 1515 code for a protein of 475 amino acids. NCBI's taxonomy places the organism in Eukaryota, Metazoa, Arthropoda, Insecta, Lepidoptera, Crambidae.